UACCCAACAACCAAUGGGUAAUCAUUAGAUCCAAAACAAACAAAUGCCAAUCCAUGUUAACCACGUAGUGAUUUGUUGGUGUUAAACGUGGUAUCAUAAUCUUCAAGAAGUACCAAAAUUGGAAACAAGUGAUUAGAGAAAGUAUUGAACGUCUUUCUGUCAACGAAACCGCCAUUUACCUUGCCGGUAGUCUAGACUGACGAAGUUAUGGCUCUCGCCCAGAAACGUACGCAUGUUCGCCUUCCCCCAGAAGUCAACAGAAUUCUGUAUGUUCGGAACCUUCCAUACAAGAUUACUGGGGAAGAAAUGUAUGAUAUUUUUGGAAAAUAUGGUGCCAUAAGACAAAUAAGAGUUGGUAACACACCAGAGACUCGUGGUACUGCAUUUGUUGUGUAUGAAGACAUAUUUGAUGCAAAGAAUGCCUGCGAUCACUUAUCAGGAUUCAACGUUUGUGGAAGAUAUUUGGUUGUGCUGUAUUAUCAGUCCAAUAAAGCCUUCAAGAAGAUUGAUGCUGAGAAAAAACAAGCAGAGCUGGAUCGUGUCAAGACAAAGUAUGGAAUCAAUACAGAUGAGAAAAAAUAGUGGCAUCCAUUUACCACCAUUUUAAAUAAAUGAGUUUAUUUUUUUUUAGUGACAGCAUUGAAGACAGGGGUUCUAUAUAUUACAGCACUUUUCUAUUGUGUAGCCAUAGCCAUUGUAUGCAUCAGUUGUUAUUUUUAGUUACCUUUAGAAAAUGUAGCUUGAAUUAAGCACGAAUAUGAUAUAAUACGUUACUACAAAAUUUUUGGAAAACGGCUACAUGAAUGUACUAUAUUUUUUAAUUUUAACUCAGUUUGCAAUGUAAUAUUUAGAUAAGUGUAACUUCUUGCCUAAUGUAUAUUUUUUAUACAUAAUUAAUUACUGUUAUAAAAAAUGUAAACGUGAAAUUCAUCCAAGGUCAUGUUCUUUUUUUAUUAGAAAAGUUGCAUUAACCUAGAAAGUAGGCCCAGCUGUGUAAAUGAAGGAUGUAUUCUAUUGUAUUUUUUCCUCUCUAAGAACUUUUCAGUACAAAGAAUCUAUAGAUGCUGUUGCUGCCAAGAAGUCAUUCAUUCAAGGAUAGGUAGUUUUAUUAUUUCUUUAUAUUUCGUAUUGUAACUCAAAUCAUUGUGAAACUCAUGUCUAGGAGUCAUAUCAUAAUUUUGGUGUAAUUUCUUACCAAGGCUAUAUGAAUUUGUGCAGGCAAAUGAAAAAUUGUGGCACACAACAAUCUUGGUACCUGUCCUUACCUCCUUCUUCACAACAACAGUUUUUAAUAUUAGAAAUUGUCCUAGAAAAUAGGUUGGGGCUGACUUAAGUUAUAGAUUAUGAAAAGUUGGCUUUUGCUUUUGAGAAUCUUCUUUGAUACUUUAUAAUAGAAUUUUGGGAGAUCUUUAUUAAAUAUCUUAGUACAA
Messenger RNA from Macrobrachium nipponense, 1430 nucleotides. It is a transcript of the gene Sf3b6, whose product is annotated as splicing factor 3B subunit 6-like. Gene Ontology annotation, molecular function: mRNA binding. NCBI's taxonomy places the organism in Eukaryota, Metazoa, Arthropoda, Malacostraca, Decapoda, Palaemonidae. The record is from RefSeq and is a predicted model, not a curated record. Bases 208 to 582 code for a protein of 124 amino acids. The transcript is spliced from 4 exons. Gene Ontology annotation, cellular component: nucleus; cytoplasm.